Molecule: messenger RNA, 1932 nt
Organism: Colletotrichum spaethianum
Lineage: Eukaryota; Fungi; Ascomycota; Sordariomycetes; Glomerellales; Glomerellaceae
Product: ubiquitin-like-specific protease ESD4
Exons: 2
Coding region: 1-1932 (643 amino acids)
Biological process (GO): protein desumoylation
Cellular component (GO): nucleus; cytoplasm
Molecular function (GO): SUMO-specific endopeptidase activity
Source: RefSeq, a predicted model, not a curated record
AUGAAAAACCCCUCAUCUUUCCUGCCGUCGGGAAAAAACAGGGCGUCAGUCUAUCGUGAUGACAUUUCGCGUCUGGAAGAAGGCGAGUACCUGAACGACAAUCUCAUCGGGUUCUACUUGCGCUAUCUCCAGGUCAACCUGGAACGAGAGAACAACGGGUCGGGCAUAAACUACGACGGUGUCAAAUCAUGGACGGCAAAGAUUGACUUAUUCUCGUUCGACUACAUCGUCGUACCAGUCAACGAGAGCGCCCACUGGUAUCUGGCAAUUAUAUGCAACCCAGCUAAGCUCCUGCAUAAAACUGCGCAGCCCAAAGAUGAGAAGGUGGAGCCGACAGAGGACCCUGAGGACAAUAACAACGGAGGACUCAAGGAGCUGUCAGCAGGAGAGGGAUUGGUCUCCACCGUUGGCGAACAAGUCGAACAAAUGAGCCUAGAAGAGGUCAAGCAAGAAGAAGUGCAGCCGAAGGAGGAAGAACAGAAGGCUGAAACGGGUCUCAGAACGUUGUCGAAUAAGCAGCGACCGUCUCGGAAGGUCACAGGAAACCUAGCUCGAAAGCAGGAUCCCAGUGAAGCCAGGGUUAUUACCCUCGACUCGUUGGGCGUUGGGCAUUCCCCUACUUGUGGCAACCUCAAAUCGUAUCUCGUUCGAGAAGCGAAAGACAAGAGGAAUUUGGAAGUCGAGCCACCUGGCACCUUUGGCAUGACGGCAAAAGGAAUCCCUGAGCAGGAAGACCAUGCAAGCUGUGGUGCUUUUCUCCUCGGUUACAUGCGAGAAUUCCUUAAGGACCCGGACGGCGUGGUGGCUAAGCUGGUUCGUAAGGAGGCACCACGCUGGGACAUUACGUCUCCUGCGAUGCGAAGCGAACUCCGUAACAUUAUCAUCGAAAAGCGCAAGGAACAGAACGCGCUAGCGGCAGAAAAGAAGGCCAAGCGAAAGUCGAAUGUCCCAGCACUCGCCACCAGCAAGUCGCCGGAGAAGCGACAAGAAGCAGAGUCGGCUACGCCGAGGACUUCCCAACCGGUGCUUGACGCGCCAAAGAACCCGUCAUCCACCGUCAAAGGAUCCCCAGCGAUUGCUCGUCUGCCUCUGGACAAUCGCAGCAGCCCGCCUGCAAAGAAUGAUGACAAUACCGCGGCCGCACAUAUGCCGGUGGCUGAGCCUCCCAUAGGAGCUAAGCCUGCUACAGGGGAUGGACCUCUCAACGCCGUGGAGCCUCUUCUGCAAACUGAAGUUGUCAGAUCGACAAAUGCCGUUGCUGCAUUGAGCGAGGACAACGGAUUAUUGGAACCCCUGAAACAGAGUUCUGAAGGACCAAGAACGCCGGUCCCUGUGCAGUCACACACUGACACCUCAACACCAGUUCGCCUGAGGACGAGUCCUCGUCAUACCAAAGGCAAGCCUGCCAAUGAUGAUGGUGUGUCUAGGAUGUUGUCGCCUCUUGUUUCUUCGCCAGCCAAGCCUACCAGCGAGAAGAAAUUGGCUUCCAAAGGUACCAAAAGAAAACUUAGUAACAGCGAGAUCCUUUUGUGCCGACUGUCUUCCUCGCCGUCGAAGUCUAGCCGUAAGAAUGAGCCAGUCACGGACCGCUCCAAGAAGAGCAUCUCUCCAAGCCAGCAACUGCUUGGCGAAAUGCGUUCUUCAUCCGAGUCGAUGGGACAACACAACUUAGCAUCGCAAAAUAGCGAGAAAGUUGUCAAGGAACAGGAGAGCAUCGUGAUCGAGGACGAGGCGCCUCCAAAGCCAUCACCGCGAACGAUGACGAAUGGGCCUACUAAGACGAGCCAUUACUUCUCAGCGAAAGUACCCUCUGGAAUUAGUUCAUCACCGCCGUCAGAUCCAAAAGCAGAGAAAAGGCACUCCAUGAAGGAUGACGGGAAGGCGAUACCAAGCAUUGAGGGACCCUCCGAGACAGUGGAUCUCACCAAAUAA